AUGGUACUUACCUACUACGAUCUUACGCUACAGGCUUACAGAUCACCGUAUCGUCUUUAUCGACCAUAUCAAUUGGAUGUUCAACAAACAACCAUUCCUAGCAGUUCAACAACAGCUCGUCAUCGUACUCCAAAUCUUGAUAUUUUAUCAGAAAUUAAUCGACGAUCUAGACGACUCGAACGUAUUGUAUCUUAUCAAAAAAUUUUAGCAAUUACUCAG
Loa loa (African eye worm) is the source of this 219-nucleotide messenger RNA. RefSeq lists its product as hypothetical. The record is from RefSeq and is a predicted model, not a curated record. The transcript has a single exon. NCBI's taxonomy places the organism in Eukaryota, Metazoa, Nematoda, Chromadorea, Rhabditida, Onchocercidae. The annotation marks the transcript as partial.